UGGGGGGGGGGGGGGGUAGUGGGUAGCACGGUUUGAGACGAGGUGCCACACAUGAUGCUCACGCAUGACGUGCCCAAUAAAAUAUGCAUUUGUUUGUGUUUGUGUGCGCUCCAUUUAUGCUGCGAGCGCUGCAGCCCAAAGGCAGGGUGGCCAGGGCUGGCAAGAGGGUGUUGCGUGGUGGACACUCUGGUAUGGACGGAUCACAGGUGGGUCGGGAGGCGGGCGGCCGCGCCGCGUGCAAGCAACCAGGGGGCGCGCGAUGUCUAGUGUGUGCUAAUCAGCGCAAGGAGUGGGCAUAUGCCGGGGGAUAGCGUGUGUGCAAGUGUGUUUAUUUGUUGCAGGCAGGGACCAUCCUGUGCGUGCGUGCAGGCGGACGGGGAAGACGAGCAGCCGCGCAGGUUGUUACAUCAUCGCAGUUCGCGAGAGCUGAUGCAAUCAAUUGGUGUUGCGCAUGCUUCUUCUUAGUUAGAAAUGUGUUACAACGCUGUCUUGUGACCUCAGCGACGGAGUUCACAGGUUCGUAAAUGAGUGAUUGCCGUACUGGUUCGCCAGCGGCCAAUAUGGCCCGACUGCGCGUCCUGUCCUUAAGAUAAGCCGUUACAAUACACAAUUGAAUAAUCAUUUGUUUGGAUCUACUAGAACGUGCGCAAGCAAACCACGAGAAGUCGAGGAGCCCUUUCGGCCUGCGCGCUGCCGUCUGGACAGCCAACAUGCUUUGCACGAGGGCUGCCAUCGCGUUGGGCAUCCUUCAAGCGCUCCUCCUGCUGGCUCCAAGUGCAUAUGCACAGGCCACUGUAAACGUGACGGGCUACACAUUUUAUCAAAGCCAGGACUACGAUGGCACUAUAUACCCAGGCGCGGACCUGCAGCAGCAGGUGUAUAAGCUGUCCAAUGAGACCAAUGCGCAGUACUACGUGCGCCUGUCGGGGGCAUGCAGCGCUAACUGCUCCUGCGCGGCUUUCAACACCGGAGGCUGGCUGAAGCAGUUCUUCGACCCCGCCAAGCUCAGAUAUUCGUCCUACUACUCGGCCCCCGGCCAGCCGCCCUCUCCCGCGCCACCCUCCCCUGCGCCUCCAUCUCCCCAGCCACCCUCUCCUGCGCCUCCGUCUCCCCAGCCGCCCUCCCCUGCACCUCCCUCCCCCGCGCCGCCCUCCCCCGCGCCGCCCUCCCCUGCGCCUCCAUCUCCCCAGCCGCCCUCUCCUGCGCCGCCGUCUCCCCAGCCGCCCUCCCCCGCGCCUCCCUCACCCGCGCCUCCCUCACCCGCGCCUCCGUCUCCCCAGCCGCCCUCUCCCGCGCCGCCGUCUCCCCAGCCUCCCUCCCCCGAGCCUCCCUCCCCCGAGCCUCCCUCCCCCGAGCCUCCGUCUCCCCAGCCGCCCUCCCCCGCGCCUCCCUCCCCCACACCUCCGUCUCCCCAGCCGCCCUCCCCCGCACCUCCCUCCCCCACACCUCCGUCUCCCACGCCUCCCUCCCCCACACCUCCGUCUCCCGCGCCUCCCUCCCCCACACCUCCGUCUCCCACGCCGCCUGUGCCAGCAGCCAACAACGUCACUGCAGUGCCGCAGACGGCCAACGCCACGACCGCACCGCCACCCGCUCCCCCCAGCCCGAGGCGCCUGGGGGGCGUUGCCAACCUCUUCAGCAGCAAUGCAGAGGCCGCCGCCCGGCCGCCGCGGCUGUCGCUGCUGCUGCUGGCGUCACUGGCGGCGGCGGUGCUGGUGCAACACGUGGCGGCGGCGGCGGCUGGCGGCGGCGGCGGCUGCAAGACGACUGCCGGAUGGUGGUGAACUAGUUGCUGCUACCGUUUGCAUGGGCACUAAGACUUGUGGAGAGAGCAGGUCAGUCAUAUAUAAGUACUCGCGUACGUUGUAUUGAUUGACCAUUCAUUGUUGGCACGCAUAGCGUUAAUUCAUCCCACGCACGCGCGUUGAUUGUCUGGUCAACCAAGGUCGGUUAGCAACUGGGUCGGUGCGUGGCUGUGUCCUGAUGCAAUCAAGUGUGUGGUUACAACACAUGAUGUAUGUUCAGUGUUUGUGUCUCUAAUACGAGUGUGUCGCUCGGUUUCUCCCAUCGCAUGCCUGCUGUAUGUCCGGCAGCAGUGAUAGGUGCAUCAGGGUGCAUUCGCAGGGGUGCCUGUGCAAUGGUUACGUACGUACGUGCAUGUGCCAUGCGUGUGUAUGUCACAAGGCCAACAUCAAUUUUUGCGCUCGUGUUCUUAUUACCAAAUCCAAUGAAGUUCAUUUUGGUUUAGCCCGGGAAACAUCAGGUAACUGACAGGAUCCGGCACGGCAUGCCCGUAAGCAAGCAAGCAAGCAACGGGCCACUUCGCUGUAACACGUGAAUGUGCACACUGUCAUGAAUGGUGCACCGAGCAAAUGAGCGCCUUCCAACCUUUAUUCCAACUACCCCAGCAGUCGCCAGACGCCGCAACCCCACCUUCGGCGCUUACAAUGCGGUACUCGUCUCUCACGCGCCCACAGCAGGCCCCACGCGUUCCACAGCACCUUACACGCCAUUCAAGCAGGCCUCGCUCCUCCUCCUC
This is a messenger RNA of Chlamydomonas reinhardtii, 2539 nucleotides long. RefSeq lists its product as uncharacterized. The transcript has 8 exons. The record is from RefSeq and is a predicted model, not a curated record. NCBI's taxonomy places the organism in Eukaryota, Viridiplantae, Chlorophyta, Chlorophyceae, Chlamydomonadales, Chlamydomonadaceae. Bases 711 to 1784 code for a protein of 357 amino acids.